This is a messenger RNA of Penicillium vulpinum, 666 nucleotides long. RefSeq names its product TRAPP complex core subunit BET3. Gene Ontology annotation, biological process: intra-Golgi vesicle-mediated transport; endoplasmic reticulum to Golgi vesicle-mediated transport. Lineage: Eukaryota; Fungi; Ascomycota; Eurotiomycetes; Eurotiales; Aspergillaceae. The record is from RefSeq and is a predicted model, not a curated record. Gene Ontology annotation, cellular component: cis-Golgi network membrane; cytosol; TRAPP complex. Bases 1 to 666 code for a protein of 221 amino acids. The transcript has 3 exons.
AUGGACUUCGAACAGAAUAUGGAAGUCAGUAAGCCCCAGUGCCCAUUUACUGGUACCGAGAAGCGAAGACCGAUUGACUUCGCGGCUGCAUCGCUGUUGAAUCUCAGACUAAUCGGCUUUAUUCACAUGCGCAGAACAAGAGUCGAUAAAGUCAACGCGGAGCUGGUCACAUUAACCUACGGAACCAUUGUUGCACAAUUAUGUCAAGACUACGAUAGCAACUACCAGGAUGUCAACAAGCAAUUGGACAAGAUGGGAUACAAUAUCGGAAUGCGACUCGUUGAAGACUUCCUAGCCAAGUCAGGCGUUGGCCGAUGCGCCAACUUCCGGGAGACAGCUGAUAUGAUUGCAAAGGUUGGCUUUAAGAUCUUCCUGAACGUCACACCCAUGGUCACAAACUGGACGAGUGACAACACCCAGUUCUCUCUUAUCUUUGAAGACAACCCCCUGGCAGACUUCGUGGAGCUUCCUGAUGAUGGGCGGGCCCAGGAUGAGCUAUGGUUUUCCAAUAUUCUGUGUGGUGUCCUCCGAGGGUCCCUAGAGAUGGUUCAAAUGCAGAUUGAGGCACACUUUGUCAGUGAUGUAUUGCGCGGAGAUGAUACCACUGAGAUGCGGGUCUCCCUCGUACGAUACAUAGAGGAUGAGAUGCCACCGGAGGAAGAGUAA